Molecule: messenger RNA, 1263 nt
Organism: Guillardia theta CCMP2712
Lineage: Eukaryota; Cryptophyceae; Pyrenomonadales; Geminigeraceae
Exons: 2
Coding region: 1-1263 (420 amino acids)
Biological process (GO): protection from non-homologous end joining at telomere; double-strand break repair via nonhomologous end joining; interstrand cross-link repair
Molecular function (GO): damaged DNA binding; 5'-3' DNA exonuclease activity
Source: RefSeq, a predicted model, not a curated record
AUGAAUCGAUCACACAUCAUACGCAUCAACUCCAAAGUCGCCUUAUCCAUUGUCGCCAUCAACGCCAACCACACGCCUGGAAGCGUCAUGUUUCAUGUAUCUGGAGGUUUUGGCAACCGCCUGCACUCGGGGGAUUUCAGAUACGACCCUAAGAUUCACACCACCGAGAACUUCCCGUGCUUGGGGCGAGUGGACGAACUGUACCUUGACACAACGCUGUUUCAUCCCUCCUGGUCUUUUUCUCUGACCAAGGAGCAAUCGUGUGAAAUCAUCGUGAACAUCAUCAGGGACUUUGGAUUGGAUCGGGAGAUACACCUGGUCCUGGAUUACUUCGGCCAAGAAAGUAUUAUCAAAGCGAUCUACAAGGCAUUUGAGGAAAAGAUCUUCUUGAACCUUGAUGCCAAUCUCAAUGCUCAGACUCGACAUGUGUGGACAGCAUGGUCGCGGUCCAGUCACCUGAAGCACGCUUUAACCACAAGCAAGGAUUGCUCUACUAGAUUUCAUGCCUGCUCGACUCGUCGGCCAAGACCAAACUCCAACCAGGUCACAUCGAAUGAAGAAGAGAAUUGCACAGUCUAUAUGGUCAAGAAGACUUUCUGCAUGCAGCAAAACCAGAAAUUUCCUAUCAUUAUUCGGCCUUCUACGUUAGCUUUUUGCCGUACAGACUGUGAACAAGAAAAUGAUGAAUUUUUGAAGAAUGGCCACAUAGUACGUGUAUGCUUCGAAGAUGGAAGACUGGACCAUAAUGGAAUUUUCAGAGUUUUCUACUCUAUGCAUGCAACGCAUUCGGAGCUGUGCAGCUUCUAUGACGUCACGGGGAAACCAGCACAAGUGUACCAGGCGAUGCCUGGCCAGGCGCCGGAGAGAAUAGCGAAUGAGAAGCUCGAGGAUUCCUUGGAGAUGUCAAAGUACUCUCAUGGCUUCAACCCGAGGCUGCGGACAAGCAGCGACGGGACCAACUUUCUUUACGGAGUGAUCGAUUUUGACAAAGAGAGCGUGAAAAAGAUGCUCCAGCGGACCGAGAAUCUUUACCGUGACUGGUUUGCGCGCACCUUCGUGCCCUCGGAGUUGACGUCAGUUGCCAAGGACCAGGCGCCAAGCAAGAAAGGAGCAGCAGCUGGAGCAAAAGCAAUCCCUCAUGACGACCCGAGGCCAGUUCGCUUCAUUUCCCUCAAGGAGGCAGGCAGGCAGUAUGCAAGACUCAAGUACCACGAUCUCACCGAGCUUGAUCAGUUCGAGAAGGAAAAUGCUGUGAACCGAUGA